AAUUUCGGGUGCGUUCAUAACGCCAUCUUGUUUGCCUCGCCAUAGACCAUUUGACAUUGACGAAUAUUUAUCACUGGCAACAUUGCAUCAUUUUGUACUAUUGUAUCGUAGUUCACACUGCGUCCGCCAUUUCGCGUCAGCGUCACAAUCGCAAGAAUUGAUCGAGUUGAAGACCGAGACGCCCUCGUUGGGAAAAAGUAGAAGUUAUAGUUUUCCCAUUUACGGGAUCCAGCUGAGCAAAAUGCCGCCGCCCGAUAAGAAGGCUAUUGCGGAGGGAAAGCUGAUACAGUCCUAUCUGAACAGCUAUAAUGCCACCACGGAGACUCCUGUCCUGGACUUGAACAGCGAUGGUGGUGACACAGACGAGGUGCCCACUAAUGGCGUCACUUACUUCGUGGACGAGCAAGGCCGCUACUACUACCAGCAGGGAGAGAACCAGUCCAUCAUGUCUCUACCCACCCCGGAUGAUAAUGAUGAGGGUAUAGCCGAAGACGAGAACAACCUGAUGGAGGAGGGGUACCAGACGGUGACGCUGGUGCCUUCGGAGACAGGGUCCGGGGAGGUCAGCUAUGUGCUGGUGGUACAAGAAGAAACCAAGCCAGUUCUCAAUGUGGACAUCAAGAUUGAUCAGGAGGAGGAAGAGGACAAAGGCAACGAGGACGUGUACAAUUUCGAGGAGGAGGGCGCCGAGGAGGCCUCGGAGGGGGAGGAGGAGGGGGCCAAGCGCAAGAAGACCCCCAAGCGGCGCAACAUGCGCUCCAAGUUCACAUGCACCUUCUGUAACUACACCAGCCACCGCCGCUACCUUCUCCUGCGACACAUGAAGACCCACUCCGAAGACCGGCCCUACAAGUGCAAGGUGUGCGAGCGGGGCUUCAAGACCAUGGCCUCGCUGCAGAACCAUGUCAACAUGCACAACGGGGUCAAACCGCACGUCUGCAAGUAUUGCAACAGUCCCUUCACCACCUCAGGCGAGCUGGUGCGACACGUCCGCUAUCGUCACACGCACGAGAAACCGCACAAGUGCACCGAUUGCGACUACGCUUCCGUCGAGUUGUCCAAGCUGAGACGACACGUGCGGUGUCACACCGGCGAGCGACCCUACCAGUGCCCGGACUGCACAUAUGCUUCCCCAGAUACGUUCAAGCUGAAGCGACAUUUGCGUACGCACACUGGGGAAAAACCCUACAAGUGCGACAGCUGCAACAUGUGCUUCACGCAGUCCAACUCGCUCAAAGCUCACAAACUCAUACACAACGUGGCAGAGAAGCCCGUGUACCGAUGCGAGCUCUGUCCGGCCAAGUGCGGACGGAAAACAGAUCUACGCAUCCACAUACAGAAGCUGCACACCUCGGACAAACCUCUCAAGUGCAAACGGUGCGGGAAAACUUUCCCCGACCGCUACUCAUGCAAGCUACAUAACAAGACUCACGAAGGGGAGAAGUGCUUCAAGUGCGACCUGUGCCCGUACGCGUCGACAAUGCUGCGCCAUCUCAAAUCGCACAUGCUCAAGCACACCGACGAGAAACCAUUCGUGUGCACCGAUUGCGACCAGAGCUUCCGUCAGAAGCAGUUGCUGAGGCGGCAUCAGAACCUGUACCACAAUCCGGACUACGUGCCCAAACCUCCCAAGGAGAAGACGCACGCUUGCCACGAGUGCAAGCGUACAUUCGCUCACAAGGGCAACCUGAUCCGACACUUGGCCAUCCACGACCCGGACUCGGGGCACACGGAGCGUGCCCUAGCGCUGAAGAUCGGACGCCAGCGCAAGAUCAAAUACAUGCAGCCGCGCGCGCAGGAGGAACAAAACGACUCUGACGACAACAGUAUGGUGAAACUCGGUCUGACGUCGAACGAGCUCCGCCGCGGCGAGCUGGUCACCGUGGCCGACGGCGACGGGCAGCAGUACGUGGUGCUGGAGGUGAUACAGCUGGAGGACGGCACCGAGCAGCAUGUCGCCGUCGUGGCGCCCGAGUACAUCGAGUGUGAGGAGCCAGAAGAGGAGGAGGACCAAGAGCGGGAGUCAGUGGCCAGCGGCAUCGAGGAGGUCCGGCACAAGGAAAUGGAGACCGUGUUGGAGAAGAGCAUCAAGCUCGAGAAGGACGUCACCACAUGCUUUGGCUUCGAUGAAGACGAUGAGGGCGAAAACGAAGAAGACUACGAGAUGUUGGAGGCCCGGGGCUAAACCGGCAUGACAUGACUAUAAGGGGCUAAACCGGCUACUAGUGACAAUGUGACUAUAACGUGACUCAGUGACGAAAAAGACGUUUACUGCGGCACUAACGGCUUUUACACGGGCGUAGUGUGAUCCACACACUAAUAAACAUACUUAUGUAUAGCAUAAUUCUUUUCCAUAGUAUUUUCACGGAAACGUACGAACGUGUCUCGCUAUUUCAGUCAGUGCCGGUACAAACGGUACUGCGGUUGACUGAAGUAGCAUGAUAAAUACAUCUGUAGUAUGCGUACCCACAGUUUAAUAACUACUUAGUUAAAUUUUGUUAAGAAGUGUGUGAAGAUUAUUAUGGAUACAUGGCCCAUUUAGACAUACGUAUACCUAGUCGCGUCGUAUGAUUCAUAUUAUGACAGUUUCUUUAAGGCCGUUCCAUCGGUUUACCGCUGUCACUGUCAUAUUUCGCAAGAAAGAACGGGAAAGAUAAUGCACGCCAAGUGUCAAUUUUGAUCAAAUUUUGUCGAUUUUUAUUUAUUUUUAAAAACGUUACAAUAUCGAAAUUCGAAAGCUAUGAAAUUACUAUCUAAGUUAAUAUUGUUUUUUCUUCUUUUUUUGUUUAUAGUAUCACAUAAUAAAUAACCGAGUAAAGUAGGAUUAAAAGUCCGAGUUAGAGGUUACUUUGGGAAUUAAUUGUAUCGAGCGAAGUGUCAUAAUUUGUGUAUCUGAAGCUAUGUUAUUAAAGAUAAUAUAGUCAAGAACUACAUAAAAAUUUUUCACGUCUACUAAUCAACGCCUCUUAGAAAAACAUGAUCAUGUAAGGAGAUUUUUCGCCUUCUGGCUCAAGGAACCGCUUUAAAACUCUUCCUUGGGCUUAAUUUCCGGCCGGCCCGCUUAUUGUGUGCUUGUUUGCAACAGAGUAAAAAAAAAUUGAGAAACUAGUCAUGGCAAGUCAGGCAAGAGUCAGGAACUUUCACCACCGGUACCACCGUAAUGUUUAAUUUGAAAAAUAUUCACAAAUCAGAAAGAAAACUAUUAAAUAAAGUUAUACAGUCAUAUCUAAAAUAAUUCAAUGUUUUUAAGAAUAAUAAUAACUGCAUCAAUAAAUUGCUCUGAUAUUUAGAUUAAGGGGAUCCCAUGCCCCAAUGACCUUCGAUUUGAAUCCCUUAGUUUUCUUAUGUUUUUUGUAGCUUAUCAUAUUAACAGCAACGGAUUUUAGCAAUACAGCAUCCCAUAUCUACUUCAAACUUCAUUGUUUUCGAAAUAUUUGGCAUCAAAAAUGAACAAUUUUAGGCCAAAAAACUGGUUUUCUGGCCAUAACUUUUGUGUUAAUUAGUUUAAAAUUAAAACCUUAGGCAAAUUUUUAAAGACGUCUAAGACGAACCUAAAUAUGUAGAUUUCGUAUAAGUAAGAUCUUUCACAGCAAUCGAGAUACGAUAAAAGUGUUUUUUUAGACAAUGUUUAACACAAUCAUAAAUAAAUAAGUAUUCAUUUUUUUCACAAUCCGGUAGACAAAAACGGAGAUAAAAGAUUGAAGAACCGAUAGCCGCUUGUCUUAUAAUUCUAUAUGUAGUGCAAAAGUAGGAGAUACGAUUCAAAGCUUGUCAAAAAUCGAUGAAAACCUCAGGUAGCCCCUUAAGGUAAUAUUUAAAACUUGACAAUUUAAAAGUGCUUUUUGCUAGGCCUAUUUGAAUAAAGAAUAUAUUGACUUUGAUGGUGUAUUGUAGUUUGCCGGAUUGCAGUGUCACUGCAGUGUCACGGGGUCAAAUAAUCCAAGCAAAGUUUUCUUAACGAUUAAUUGUAAAAUUAACGUCAUGAAAAGCCGGAUUAUAAGUUUUUCUUCCGUUGUGUGCUAAUAUUUUAUCAUAUUAGUAAAUAAUUUAGAACAUAUUGUUUAAAAACAUAAACUGUUACUUUAUGCUAGGGCAUGACAAAAUGUUCAUAUGACUGUAUCGAUAACUUAACCCUCAAAUGCAUAUUGUUGCCAAUUAUU
This is a messenger RNA of Cydia strobilella, 4160 nucleotides long. Its product is annotated as transcriptional repressor CTCF-like. Gene Ontology annotation, molecular function: DNA-binding transcription factor activity, RNA polymerase II-specific; RNA polymerase II cis-regulatory region sequence-specific DNA binding. The transcript has 15 exons. Gene Ontology annotation, biological process: regulation of transcription by RNA polymerase II. The record is from RefSeq and is a predicted model, not a curated record. The coding region runs from base 242 to 2185 and encodes 647 amino acids. Lineage: Eukaryota; Metazoa; Arthropoda; Insecta; Lepidoptera; Tortricidae.